CAGAUAUUUUACCCCUCAAAAAUAUAUAGUUUGCAACUUUGCAUAUAACUACACACAUUGCAUUCCCAUCUCCUACUCUCCUUCUCAAGAGAGAAAGAAAACCCCAAAGCCUUUUGCAGGAAAGCGUUAAUAGCAAGACUUUACUGAUGCAACUGUUUUAAUGGCGGACUAAAGAUUGGGCCUUGGACCAAGAAAUGGAGAAAUGCCGCUUUCACUGUAUACAAACUAAAUUAAAAUAUAAAUAAAAAUCAACCGGACAAAACCUUUUCGCCACAAGGUAUUACGCAUUGUAUAUGAAUAAUUUUUGUUUUAAUACAAACACACCCCUUUUCUCCCUCGCCGCAACCGUUCAUCACAAUUUCCCGACCUUCCUCCUCGCGGUUCAUCACACAAUUUCUCUCAUUUUCUCAAAUCAUCUCACAAUCACCCAUGGCAGCUAAAACCCUUGCUCUCACAUCUCCCUGCCUUGGCAAAACCAACAGUUUUGCUCCGCCGCCAUCCCACGUCAACACUGUCCGCUUCCUCAAACCGAACCCCCACAUCAAAACCAAAACCCCCCAAUUGAAAUCAUCCACAAAUGCACCACCAGAAAAAACCACGGAGUGGGACCCCCAAACCCGCGUCGAGAUCCUAUCGGAGGCCCUCCCCUACAUUCAAAAGUUCCGUGGCAAGACCAUAGUGGUCAAAUACGGCGGCGCCGCCAUGAAGUCGGAGUCCCUCCGCGCCUCUGUGGUGGCCGACGUCGUCCUCCUCGCUUGCGUCGGCCUCCGCAUCGUGCUCGUCCACGGAGGCGGGCCCGAGAUCAACCAGUGGCUGACUCGUCUGGGCAUCGAGCCCAACUUCCUGGACGGGCUUCGCGUGACAGACGCGUCCACCAUGGAAAUCGUGUCCAUGGUCCUGGUUGGGAAGGUCAACAAGGGCCUGGUCGCCAUGAUCAACCAGGCCGGGGCCACCGCUGUUGGGCUGUCGGGGAUCGACGGCCGGCUCCUGACGGCUCGACCGUCCGCUCGGCAGCAGCUGGGGUUCGUCGGUGACGUGGCGGGGGUGGACCCCACAGUGAUCCGGCCGCUGGUGGAAUCCGGCCACAUCCCCGUGGUGGCCUCGGUGGCGGCAGACGGCGGCGGGCAGCCUUACAACAUCAAUGCUGACACUGCGGCCGGUGAGCUGGCGGCGGCCUUAGGGGCGGAGAAGCUGAUACUGCUGACAGACGUGGCGGGGAUACUGGAGGAUCGGGAGGACCCGAACAGUCUGGUGAAGGAGAUUGAUAUAAAGGGGGUGAAGAGGAUGAUUGAGGAAGGGAAGGUGGGAGGGGGAAUGAUACCAAAGGUCAACUGCUGCAUUAGGUCUUUGGCUCAGGGGGUCACCACCGCAAUUUGGGAUAAGAGUCCGAAAAGCCUAGAACGGGGUAAUGUUGGAGUUUAUCCUAUUGUGCCUAUGUUGGAUGUCCCAAUAUAUGGUAGAAUUGCAACACUUGAGCUUUUUUGUCCACACGGGGAAACUCAAGAUCUCCUUUUUAUGGCUACAGAAAGAUACAAAUUCUGUGUUCUGCAAUGGGAUGCCGAAAAUGCUGAGGUCUUUAUUCUGUUUUUGUUGGGGGUGGUUUCCACCAUUGAAAUAGGGCAAUGGGGGAUGUUUCAGAUCGAAUUGGUCGUCCUACGGACAGUGGACAGAUUGAUUGGGCUUCACCUAUAUGAUGGAUUAUUCAAGGUCAUUCCAUUUGAUAACAAAGGCCAGCUCAAGGAAGCAUUUAAUAUUAGGCUGGAGGAGCUUCAGGUUCUGAAUAUCAAGUUUUUGUAUGGUUGCCCCAAGCCAACCAUUGUUGUACUUUACCAGCCCCCAAGCCUCACAGAACACCAGUGCAACGGGUCUAAAUUCAUUUCCUCAUCAAUUUUGAUGCUACUACCAAGUGAAAAAGGUACUAUGAUGGAGAACAUUGAUUCGGCUCUGAAUGAUCCAAACUACCGUUUACAGAAUGGACUCGAAAUUUAAUUUUUCGACACAGAACGAACUCAUUAUGUAACAAGUUCAUUUGACACGUGUUUUCACUUACUGAAACUAUUUCUAUUGGGAAUUUAACAAUUUCUUGUUAGGAUUUUAGUCAUCCUUCAUGAAUCUUCAACUUGGCUUGUAACAUCAAUAAGUGUAUACAUUGUUUUUUCCUUUUCUAUCAAUGAUCUCAGCUGGUGUAUUAAACCUCUUCCUCUCUCUGUGGAUAUACUUGAGAUUUUAAGUGUGGAGUGUCACAAGUACUAAGGCAAUAACCAAGAUUGUAGUUGGUAAUAUUAUGAUGAAAACAACAAGAAAUGCUUCAUCAUUCUGAUAAUGUAGCAUGAUUCAUAAGGUUGUAUGCAGAUUAAUGAUCGCCUGUAAUUAAUUCAUUACGUUUGCUUCUAGUUACAAAAUGAAUUUUGAUCAAAG
Molecule: messenger RNA, 2418 nt
Organism: Striga asiatica
Lineage: Eukaryota; Viridiplantae; Streptophyta; Magnoliopsida; Lamiales; Orobanchaceae
Source: the annotation of a GenBank genome assembly